This is a messenger RNA of Lolium rigidum, 1071 nucleotides long. Its product is annotated as BTB/POZ and MATH domain-containing protein 2-like. Gene Ontology annotation, biological process: protein ubiquitination. Gene Ontology annotation, molecular function: protein binding. NCBI's taxonomy places the organism in Eukaryota, Viridiplantae, Streptophyta, Magnoliopsida, Poales, Poaceae. The coding region runs from base 1 to 1071 and encodes 356 amino acids. The record is from RefSeq and is a predicted model, not a curated record. The transcript is spliced from 2 exons.
AUGGCAGAGCAUUGCAAGAUUUCUGCUGUCUUUGUGGCUGAGGAAAUGUCAUAUGUGGCUGAGGAAAAGUUACAUUUUGUGCUCAAGCUAGAUGGAUACUCAAGAGCCAAGGAGAUAUUCAAGACGGGCGAACAGGUGGUUUCUAAUCAGUUCACUGUUGGAGGUCAUACCUGGGCCGUGAGAUAUUUUCCAAACGGUGUCAGCGAGAAGUAUGCCAAUUUCAUAUCUGUGUAUCUGCUUCUUAAAUCUGCUAGUGAAAAAGGCACGAAGGCGACAUUUACGCUGAGCGUGCUUGACAAGGAUGGGGAACCGGUUCGUUCAUUCAGCCGCACCGUCCAUAUACACACUUUCUCAAGGGGAGAAGCAUCAGAUUGGGGACACCAUGACAUGAUCAAGAAGGUAGAUCUGGAGGGUUCGGAGCAUCUGAGAGACGACUGUUUGACCAUGAGGUGUGAUAUCGUCAUGAAGGAGAACCACGACGAAGAAACAAGCGACUUGCACCGGCAUCUCGGUAACCUCCUAAAGAGCAAGGAUGCAGCCGACGUAACCUUUCAAGUCGGUGGAGAGUGGUUUUCGGCUCACAGGUGCAUCCUCGCUGCUCGGUCAACCGUUUUCAAGGCGGAGCUCCUCGGCGCCAUGAAGGAGAGUUCUCCCGGUAGUCCAAUCGAGAUUCGUGACAUGGAGGCUGAUGUGUUCAACUCCUUGCUCCAUUUCAUAUACACCGAAUCACUUCCUCCGCCCGAGAACUUGGUGAUGGCUGGUCAUUUGCUUGUAGCAGCCGAUAGGUACGAUAUCGGGAGGCUGAAACUUAUAUGUGAGAAGAAACUGUGCGAUCACAUGGAUUCCGACAUGGUGGCAACCAACUUGGCUUUGGCCGAGCAGCAUGGUUUCCAUGGCCUCAAAAAAGCUUGUUUGAAAUUCCUAGCUUGUGCUUCCAACUUGAAGGCAAUGGUGGAGAGCGAUGGAUUUGAGCAUCUAAAAUCCAGCUGCCCGUUUGUUGUCAAGGAGCUGAUAGCUAGAGUUCAGCCGGCUGAACUAAAGGCGAAGAAGGAUCUUGUGAUGGAAAUUUGA